Molecule: messenger RNA, 2190 nt
Organism: Cucurbita maxima (winter squash)
Lineage: Eukaryota; Viridiplantae; Streptophyta; Magnoliopsida; Cucurbitales; Cucurbitaceae
Product: PRA1 family protein F2-like
Exons: 3
Coding region: 1349-1948 (199 amino acids)
Biological process (GO): vesicle-mediated transport
Cellular component (GO): endoplasmic reticulum; Golgi apparatus
Source: RefSeq, a predicted model, not a curated record
GAUCCGUAUAGGCCUCCGAAAUCGUUUGCGCCUUUGGUUACAGUACAAUAUAUAUUGGCGCUGCCAUUACCGAUCAACUCUACAAGGAAGGAAUUGAUGUUCCUUGCCAUUUGGGAAUCUGGAAGUCAUUCUGCGUACACCCAUGUCACCCAGUCUAGGUUUAGGUCUAAAUUUUGUUUUGAACAUUGAACUUGGAUGUUCAUUGCGAUUUGGGAAUCUGGAGUUUAGAGCGGGUUUAAUGGAGAAGUAUUGGGAAGAUCACCCUGGGUAAGCUCUACCUUCAAUGAAACCAUAGUUUUAGAAGUGAAAGCUCAAGCACUCGCCAUUCUCCUCCUGGUUCAUACUUGAAACAUGGUAUGGUAAUCUAAUUCAUCUUAGUGCUUUUCAUUGUUGAAACUCAACAUCUCAUUCAUCCUUCAUAUCUCAACAACGCUCUUAAAGCAUGAGCGGCACAAUAUUGGAGGAUUAUCCUCAAGCCAACUUCUAUCAGUCUCUUUGGACUUUCCCUUUCGAAGUAGAAGUUUCCAUACCCUUUGUUUUAUUCUUCUCCCCAAUCGACGUGGGAUCUAAAACUACCUGCAAGAGAUUGUUCAUCCUUCAUAUCUCAACAAGGCUUUUAAAGCACGAGUAGCACAAUAUUCGAGGGUUAUUCCCAAGCCCACCGCUAGCAGAUAUUGUUUUCUUUGGACUUUCUCUUUCGAGUUUCCUCUCAAGGUUCAUAAAACGCGCUUGUUAGGGAGAGGUUUCCACACCCUUCAAAGAAUGUUUAGUUCUCCUCCUAAUCGAUGUGGGAUCUAACACUAUCUGCAAACUAUCUGCAAGAGAUUGUUAGACUUAUAAAGAAACAGAUCCUAGUUACUGUGUCCUAGAGGUUAAGAAAUCUAGGCUGAGAGGCACUGCCAUAUUGAUGACCCAUAAGGGUUAGAUAGCCCGUUUAGAUUAUGAGUUUCUGGUUUCAUUCCUGAUGUUUCACUUGACAAAAGUAUUGCUAAAUUCUGGUUGAUGAGAAGAACACAAAUUUUAUUCGUAUUCUUAAUUUAGUUGUUUGAUAUGAACGUCUGGCUUACAUAAAAAGUAGUUUCCAUGGGGGAAAAAUACCAGUCUGUAGCUUCCAUAUCUGUUUUGGCUGAUGAUUUUACAGUUCAAACAUUAGUGGCACAUAAUAUUCUCUGUUUUUAGAACAAAGUAUUUAGGCUCUGCCAAAAAUGGUUCUUUUUAACCUCUCUCUCUCCCCCAUAUAUGGCUAUGGUUUAAUGGCGCCUUCAGCCUUCUCCCUCUUUCUCUCUCACCUCCUCUUCCCAUCUUCCCACCUUUCCAUCUCUCUAGCAACAGCCAAAUAAGAGGGAAUAUGGCAACGUAUGGAACAAUCCCGACGGAGCCAGUCCCUUUAUCGAACCUGCAUUCCACUUCUCGUGCAAGAGAGCGCAUUGCGUCGUGCCUCGGCACGCAAAGGCCAUGGAUGGAGAUGAUCCAGCUUCAAGACCUGACCUUCCCCGCAUCCUCUAAGCAGCUAAUCAACAGAAUUAAGAACAAUGCAGAGUUCUUCUGGACCAAUUACAUUCUCAUCAUAUUAUUCAUCCUCUUUCUAAGUUUGCUAUGGCAACCCAUCUCAUUUAUGGUCUUCAUCAUCUCAUUGUUGGCUUGGCUGUACUUAUAUUUCUUACACGACGAACCCUUUGUAAUUCGGGGCAGGACGGUCGACGAUCGAUUGGUGAUGGUGGUCUUAACUUUAAUCACCGUUGCAUUGCUUUUCUUUACACAUGCAACUAAAAACAUUAUAAUUUCUAUGUCCAUUGGGGUGGUGGUGGUGUUUGUGCACGGAGCAUUGAAAGGGAGUGAGGAUAUUUUCUCGUUGGAUGAAGAAGGUUUAUCAGAAUGUGCAGGUGGAAGAGGUGUCAUCAAGAUGCCUCUCAAGCACGCUGCCUCCGCUUCUUUCUCCCUAUCAUAGAAAAAACAAACAAACAGCGCUUUAUUUUAUGGCUCUUGAUGUUCUAAAAGGGAAAGGAGUUUGAGUUUCAUGUUUUUCCUUGUAAAUUUUGUUGUUAUUGUUCAUAAUUGACUCCCUGGGUUUCAUUGUACAUUAGCUUUGCUUGCUUUUGAUUAAAAUCUCUGUAUUUUUUUAACAUUCUGGAACAUACCUUUUGUGUAAGAACCUAAGUCUAUCGUUAGUAGAUACUGUAUUUUUUGGGC